AUGGUUCAGCCGGCACAACUUUUUUUCGUAUUCACCAUAUUUGAAUGGGUUGUGGAGCAAAUUUUGUCUGGCCCUCCACCUAAGAACUGUCUGAUAUGGUUGUACCUGUUCAGCAUAUCCCUUAGGAUCAUUAGAGUGCACAAGCCCCUCCACUACGACAAGCUUCACUUCUUUUUAAAGAGAGUCUCAUUUAACAACAGUGCUGGAGAUAAAAUUUCUUUUGAUAAGUAUAGAAAGCUGAUUACAGGACUGGAGAUUGAGAAUUGGGUCACCUUCCCCAACCAGUCCUUGCAUCAAGUGAAAGUUGGGAAGCUGGAUCCCUGGGCUGUUGAAGACAAAAUGUUCACUAUUCAUGAGGAAGCCAUCAAAUGGCCCAGCACUUUCAACCAAACCAUACCUGUUUCAGUGUGUACCGAGAGCUGCCUACCUGGAUAUUUUAAGAAAAAGCAGGAAGAGAAGCCUUUUUGCUGCUAUGAUUGCCUCCUGUGUCCCAAAGAAAAAAUAUCAAGCCAGAAGGAUAUGCAUGACUGUUCAAAAUGCCCAGAAGAUCAAUAUCCAAAUAAGGAGCAAGAUUCAUGUAUUGCAAAGAAAAUAUCUUUCUUGUCCUAUGAAGAGCCAAUGGGAAUAGGUUUAUUUACUCUUGCACUUUUCUUUACUCUCUGCACAACUGUCAUACUCAGAAUAUUUUUGAAGUACCACAAUACUCCCAUUGUCAAGGCCAAUAACCGAAACCUCACCUACCUUCUACUCAUCUCUCUCAUCCUCUGCUUCCUCUGCUCACUGCAGUUCCUUGUUAUGCCCAGCAAUAUAAUUUGUCUUUUCCGACAAAUUAGCUUUGGCAUCAUCUUCUCAGUGGCUGUGUCUUCUGUUCUGGCAAAAACUAUCACUGUAGUUCUGGCUUUCAUGGCUACCAAGCCAGGAUCAAGGAUGCGGAACUGGGUUGGAAGAGGACUGGCAAUCCCCAUUGUUCUUUCUGGUUCCCUAAUUCAAACAGGCACUUGCAUGGUAUGGCUGUUUACUUUUCCCCCUUUUCCUGACAUUGAUACCCAUUCAAAAAUGGAGGAAAUAAUUCUACAGUGCAAUGAAGGUUCAGCUACCAUGUUCUACUGUGUCCUGGGCUACAUGGGCUUUCUGGCAACUGCCAGUUUCACAGUAGCAUUUUUCUCCAGGAAUCUCCCCAGCAGUUUCAAUGAGGCCAAAUGUCUCACAUUUAGCAUGCUGAUCUUCUGCAGUGUGUGGCUCUCCUUUGUUCCAUCCUAUCUGAGCACCAAAGGAAAAUACAUGGUGGCUGUGGAAGUUUUCUCCAUUUUAUCUUCUAGUGCUGGAUUGCUUGUGUGUGUAUAUUUCCCCAAAUGCUACAUAAUUAUUUUUAGGCCAGAAUUAAACAACAGAGAAGAAUUAAUAAAAAGAAAAUAUUAA
Molecule: messenger RNA, 1419 nt
Organism: Thamnophis sirtalis
Lineage: Eukaryota; Metazoa; Chordata; Lepidosauria; Squamata; Natricidae
Source: RefSeq, a predicted model, not a curated record